Anopheles coluzzii is the source of this 26812-nucleotide messenger RNA. Its product is annotated as CTTNBP2 N-terminal-like protein. The transcript is spliced from 8 exons. The coding region runs from base 892 to 3318 and encodes 808 amino acids. The record is from RefSeq and is a predicted model, not a curated record. NCBI's taxonomy places the organism in Eukaryota, Metazoa, Arthropoda, Insecta, Diptera, Culicidae.
CUCGCAACUAUUGUUUAUCCAAAGUAUAUCUUGCACACUGUGCUUGUAUCGUGCUUCAUGUCCGCGUGCGCAAAACUCCAGCUGUUUACAUCCGUUAUUUCGAAGUUUGUAAAAGGAAUGAUAGUAAAAAAUACAAUUUUUGUACGAAAUGAAUAAAUUUUAAACUUAUUAAAAUGAACAUGGAACAGGUUAAAAUUAGAACCAAAUAUGUUCCCCAUAAAAUGUCACCGCACAUGACCUUGCGGGUUCGCCCACUGUGUUUCAUCACUCAACAUCGUCGUGCAGCUUGCUGCGGGCUCUCGCCUGUGUCUGUUCUGCAAACGCUUGUGGGUUGGUCGUGGAAGCGGAAUAAAAUCGGCAGCUUUUUCCUCGGGAAAGGGCCCGCUGUGUGUGUUUGUUUGUGUGUUCCCCGGCGUACCCCAUUGAAGCGGUGAAUCAGCCGUGUGAAGGAAUUUUAAAAAGUCAUCGUGACGUGUGACACACACGCGAAAGUGUAGUUGAUCCCUGGCAUCACAGUGUCUGUUCGCGUGAGGAGCACUUCACCGUAAAACCAUCUGCCAGGAUAAAUACAUAAAAGUGAAGCUACGAACCGCCGAUCGAUUGCUGGCGAGAAGUGCACAGGGAUUACUCAACACACGCCUCUGAAGUUUGACGGGAUCAAAGUAACCAUAAACACGCCCAAGCCUUAACCGUCCGCAACGACAAUCCGCUGGUGUGUUUGGUGGGUGGUGGCGCUGCUGCUCUCGGGGCGACGGUAGGGUUUUUCCCCCUGGUUUUUUUUUUCAUCACACGGUAAAACCGGGCGGUGGCUGUGUGGCACUCCACACAGUCUCCAUCCGUACAGCGCACGGCGGCACACUGGGCACCCGGGUACGGCUCUGUCGGCAAACGAUGGCGGAGGUGGGCACCAGCUCGAGCGGCGACGGCGAGUCGGCCGCACCGGACAAACCGAAGGGUUCGGUCAAGUUCACCGAGGCCGACCUGGCCGCCAUCAAGCAGACGAGCGAUACGCUGAAGCGCAACCCCAAGAUGGACUUUAGCAAAGCGGACCUGCUGAAGCUGCUCAGCUAUCUCGAGGGCGAGCUGCAGGCACGCGACGUCGUGAUUGCCGUGCUCAAGACGGAAAAGAUCAAACAGCUGCUGACGGCACCGCGGUACAGCAAGCCGCCGAACCUGAACGAUCCGCACGCGGCCCUGUUCCGCGACCAGCUCGCGGCAAGCGGCAACAUCGCGAGCCGCCAGUCCUCAUUUCAAGCGGCCCAUUCCGAGCACGAGAUGCGGCUGAUGAGCGACCAGCGGACGGGGGUGCGCGAGCAGAUGGAUUCGCUCGCCGCGCUCGUGAUGCAGCAGCGCCAGGCGCAGGCCAAGAUGAUCGAGGCGCUGAAGGACGCGGAGGAGCGGCACAAGCGCGUCGUGCAGGAGCUGUACGACGAGCGGCGCAAGCACGAGCACACGACCGCCCAGGGCGACGACAUUACGUACGGGCUGGAGAUCGAGCGGUCGCGCCUCAAGCAGGAGCUGGACCACGAGAAGGACCAGCACAAGGUGCUGGAGAUCGAGCUGAAGAAGGUGCAGGAGCAGUUCGAGGCGGAGAAGAACCGGCAGAAGCAGAUCGUGCUGCUGCUGCUGGCGGAGCGCAAGAAGAUCAUCAUCAAGUACAUCGAGGAGCGGAAGCGGAGCGAAGACCUGGCGCAAAUACUGUCCGAGGAGAAGCAGCGGGUCGACACGAUCGCGGAGGGGCUGGAGGAGGAGAGCAAAAAGUCGCUCCGGAUGGAGGCGGAGCUGGAGAAGCAGGCGCAGCAGUUCGAGCUGGAGCGGAAGCUGCUGCACCAAAGCCUGGCCAAGGAGGAGAAACGGGUAAAGGAACAAGAGGUAGAAAUACAGCAACUAAAGGCGGAAAUUGAAUUGCUCCGCAAGCAAACCGGUAUACGGCAUCCGCUUGUAGCGCCGCAGCUACCUACCAAACCGGGCGGGCUCGUACCGUCCCGGCCAUCGAUCGCUGGCGCUGGACCGGGUGGCGUACCCACCGUCGGUGCAGCGGGAAGUCCAUCCUCACUGGGAGCGACUGUCACUUCAGGAUCGAUAGGUAUACCGGGGCAGAUGAUUAGUAGCAUGGCGACGAAAGUUGUCCAGCCGACCGCAACCGUAUCGAGCGUUCCGGUUACCGCACCAACAACCGGAAUCGCUCGCUCGGUCUCGCCGGGGCAACUAAUUCGACAGACGGCCAUUUCGCAACUUUCCGUCACCUCGCCCCCCUUGGUCGGUGCAGCUGCUCCGGCAGCUGGUGGAGCCGGUGCAGCGGCAGGAGCAAUUGGCACCACGCCUCCCGUGCCUGCCGGCGCGUCACCGGACACCUACGCCAACACACCGGCCGGAAAGAUGGCGGCGAGUGCGGCGGGCGUACGGAAGGCGGCCACAACGGCGAUCGGCGGCGGAUCAGCGGCAACAGCAGCGGCAGGAAGUCCAAUGUCCGGCUCGACGGCAACCAUCAAGAAGACAAUAAUACUGCCGGUCGGGGGGCGCGGCGUACCGCCACCGAUCCCGCCCAACAAGCCGCAGAUACCGCCGAAGCUGUCCGGCGUGUCGGCGGUCGCUGCCGUGGCAGCCGGUGCCGUCUCAUCCCGCAUACCCUUUCUCAGCAAUAGUGGCGGCAGCAGCAGCAGUAGCAGCAGCAGCAGUGGUAGUAGCACCGGUUCGAUCAACAGCAGCACCACUACCCCUGUUAGUCCCGUCAGCAGUAGUAUCGGCGGCAGUAACGCACUCAGUAGCAGCACCGCCUGUAACAGCAGCAGCAGCAGCGGCAGCAACAGCUCGUCCGCCACCAGUAGUAGUAACAGUGUAGCAAGCAGCAGCGGCAGCAUUAUUAACAGCAACACUAGUGCGCAACAGCCAUGUCCACCAUCCCACAACACCACCACUGGCACAGCUAUCACUACCGCCAUGAACAUAAACACUACCAACACCACCACCACCCCUCCCAGCAGCACCAAUAAUAGUAAUAAUGCCGCCAGUGCGCCAAACGCCUUACUGCAGCAGCAACAGCAACAUCAUACUCAUCCCGUACCGCCGCUCUACACGCAUCAUCCGCAUCACGUUUCCCAUCUUGCUCAUGUUGCCGGUACCGGUGGGGCCUCCACCAACGCCCCAGCAGCGGCCACAGCCGCCACCGCCACAGCAACCGGUGGCGGCGCUACCCAACAGCAGCAAGGUUUUGCGACGGCAGCCGCAUCUGCCCCAUCCGUACCAUCAGCCGCCACCGGUGGGCCAUCCGAAGUAUUGACCACCACCAACCUCGGUUGCGAGGGUGGGAUAGUGUAAAACGGCCAAUCGGGGUGGUGUGGCCGUCCUGUUCAACGACUACAUUGAUCCGCGCAGCCGUGGGACACACGGCAACGGUAAAGAUAUUGUAUCGUGCCAUAUACAUUCACACGCGCUGGUACGUAGGAUGUUGCUCUAGCUAUUGUUAAGGAGUAACGUGCAAGCGCACGUCUUGUACGCGGCCACAUUACACAUACUACUAACCCACAAAACCCAUGCACCUAGCGAAUGUUUGUGAUGUGAUUUUUAUUCUAUUUGCCUUUUAAAAGUGGUGCUUUUGAUUUGUAACGUUAGUCCCUUACACUGUAGCUUCUACCAGUACCGUGUGUUUUUAUCAGUAGCACAUCUAUUUUGACAAUGUUUUUGUUUUAUAAAAAAAAAGGAUUCUAUUAGUAGCAUCACUUCGUUUUUAUCUUUGCCCAUUGUAACAUGGCUGUAUAGUGUGUGGCUAUUCUUAUUUAUUGAUUAUUUAAAAAAAUGUUUUAUUGCUAUUACAUCACACGAUAAUUUUAAUUUUAACACAUUCGCUGGUGCAUUUGACCAAUAAUCAAACAAUACACAACUCAAAGUCAUAAAUAAGUAUAUAAGAUUCCUAACCAAGAACACAGUACUACUAUGUGUGCUGUUUUACCUACAUUCACUCUAACGGACCAGUUAAAAUGCGUUGACCUAGUUGAGUAUUUGUUGUUACAAGCUACUACUAUUUACUUACUUAUCAUUCGAGCGCUACAACCGGUUUGCUUCGUAUCAUCGUAUCGUAUCAAUUUCACAGUUAUUAUUGUGGUUGCACAGUAAUACUGAACAAUGAUUGCACGGGUAUGGAACCCGUUUUAUCCAUUAUCUCAAAAGGGGGAAACUGGUAAAGGUUUCGUCCUGCAGACUUGAGCAAUCUUCCAGAAAGUAUUGGAGCGUGAUUCAAGUUUUUCCAGAUGAUCUUCGAAGACUAUAUCUUAUUUAUCUGAUCUGCUGGAACUGCUGUGUGCAGACGACGGCAUUCUAGAAAGUGGUGGUACAAUGUCUUUGGCUUUACCAGUAGACGGGUUAUUUUUGCGGUUUUGUUGAUUUGCAAGUAUGCGUAUUUGCUGAUAUUUGUUGCGUUUGAGGGUAGGACAUAUCACGCGCAGGAUGCUUUUCACCACUGAGUAAGGCUACCGAUCCCUCCGCUGUGCAGUUAUAUCCCCUAGAAUGACAUCUGGUCUCUUCCUGGGGGUAUCUUCUUUUUGAGCUACCGCUGCCGCACAAAAUUGAAAUUUCAACGGGACGAAAACUUUGUUGGAAGUGAUAUUUACAUCGCGCUGAAUCACAUAGACAACUUUCAUUAUUAAUAAUCAUAAUUCAUAAUUCCUAACUUUCUUAACGAGCAUAGGGUUAUGAACUGUUUAACUAUGAAUAUGCGUAAUAUAAAUGUGAGGAUUGAGAUUGAUGUAAACACGGAAGAUGUUAAACACUGAGUGCUAUACUCUACUGCACUUUGUUAUAUCAGCCAGAUUAAGGAUGAAAAUGCGGUUAAUCGUGUAGAAAAUUCUGCUCGAAGGCGCUGUAUUCUUUUCUACUAUCGGAUUACGUUUCUAAAACUGGCAGAGUGCACAUUCCUUCUAGUACUUCUCUUCCUUAAAUUUUAAAUUAAAUAGGACUUUAUGCAUGGCGCUACAGUUAGUUGUGACGUCUUGUUAUAAUCGUUUCUAUUUCAAGGGGUCAGUUUGUCACACACACAUCAUAAACCCUCUAAAAUCUUGUGAUUCUUCGAUGACUGUUUCAUCGAGAACUUUACGCAUGACGCCACAGUUAGUUGUGACGUCUUGCUACUGUUCGACAUGUAGUCGUAUCAUCGGAUUUCGUAUCAUCACCGUUGACAGAGCUAACAAAAGAGACGUCGCCACAGGAGUACUAUGCAGUAGUACAUGUACUGGGACUCUGGGACUCUCCUCUUGAAGGUAGUGUCCUUUUUGAUAGCUGCAUCGUAAGACGCUGUCGGAAGUUGGAUAAAUUCGGAAUAGUUAUUCCUUAAACGGUUCCAUCGCUUCCUUCGGCCCAGAUUCUACGACCUCGGUGCCCGAAUAGGAUUAAAACGAUUAUUAUAAGUCCCAGUGACUGUUUCAUCGAGAACUUUAUGCAUGACGCCACAGUUAGUUGUGACGUCUUGCUCCUGUUCGACAUUUAGUUGUAUAUAGAUUUCGUAUCAUCACCAUCGACAGAGCUAACAAAAGAGACGUCGUCACAGGAGUACUAUGCAGUAGUACAUGUACUGGGACUCUGAGACACUCCUCUCGAAGGUAGUGUCCUUUUUGAUAGCUGCAUCGUAAGACGCUGUCGGAAGUUGGAUAAAUUCGGAAUAGUUAGUUGUCACGUCUUGGCACGAUCGUCCCUAUUACUAGGUGACAUUUAGUCUUGCUGUGUGGAAAAUUGUAAACCAAUGUUUCGUACCAUACUCGUUGUAACUCGAUUGUAUGAAUCAUUUAUGUGCGAAUCAAUCAUGUGGGGCUUCUUAAUCAUGCCUAUCAAUCCGUAACUGUUUUGAUCUCUUUAGGUUCCGUUGAUUAAUGCCUAGUAAUACGAUAGAAAUGUUGAGCGAAUUCAAUAAAUCAUGACCUUUAAUAAUUGGACAUGCAAUUUUGCGUAAUAUAAUAAAAGAAUGUCGAAUGGAAUGAUUGUUCAACCGGAUAACGCAAUCAAUUGUUCUCCGAGAAUAAAGUGGUCCUCGGACCAUCAUACAAUAUUCAGAAACAGACAGAGGUCUUAACAGCUUGGCUGAUAGGACUUCAGUAUUGCUUACAGGGCUUACUGUAUCAAGAAGAGAACGGUCGCGAGGGAGGGUGGUACGCUUAGCAGAAGGGUGUGAAAACGUCUAACUUUACAUAUUUGUCUGAGAGACGAGUCGCCUAAUAGAAUCUGCACAUUCUUUCUUCAUCGGGGUUAUGUUGAAUAACGCCUCCACGAUGGAUUUAACGAUAAGGUACACUUAACUUAACUUAACACUUAACUGUUCGCGAUGUGUGCUUUGAGUCGUUAUCAUGCUGAAAGAUGUAAUGCUCUUCGCUUCCUAAUGUUUCUCGAGCGUAUGGCAACAUCUUACGACGAAGUAUUUUUCUGUACCCUUCCGAGUUCAGUGUCCCGUUGAUACGGAACAAAGGAACCGUGCACUUUAUUCCAGCAGCCGCUAUCCUUUGAAUAAUCAGGCUCUGAUACUCGGUACAAUGUUUACCUCGACCUAUUGUUUCACGUAGCGACUAACGCGCACAUCCUGGAUUGCCAAAUAACACUUAACUGUUCGCGAUGUGUGCUUUGAGUCGUUAUCAUGCUGAAAGAUGUAAUGCUCUUCGCUUCCGAAUGUUUCUCGAGCGUAUGGCAACAUCUUACGACGAAGUAUUUUUCUGUACCGUUCCGAGUUCAGUCGAGACAAUUCAUUCUCCAAUCGCUCGAUGAGUCUUUCCAUGGAAGCUCCCUUCACUGCUGUGACCGUGCCAACACCACUUUUACUAGCAGCACCGCUCGUGGCUGUGGUCUUCCCUUCCGUCGGCUUAGUCAACACUGCGAUCGGCUUCGCACCCACCGGUGGUCUGGUGCCGGUUGAACCCGACCUCGGGCGCAGGAUUCGAUUGGUAGACAUCGUGGAAGCCUUUUCGUUUUUUCACAAGUCGUUUCCGAUUUUUUCCCUCGUACUUUGACGAAAAACCGGAAAUUCGAGCAUUUUCGAGCUGCUCGAAACUCGUCGAAUCUAAUUCGUCGAAACUCGAACUUCCGGACGUCUUGCUACUGUUCAACAUAUAGUCGUAGACGGAUUUCGUAUCACCACUGUGGACAGAGCUAACAAAAGAGACGUCGCCACAGGAGUACUAUGCAGUAGUACAUGUACUGGGACUCUGGGACUCUCCUCUUGAAGGUAGUGUCCUUUUUGAUAGCUGCAGCGUGAGACGCUGUCGGAAGUUGGAUAAAUUCGGAAUAGUUAUUCCUUAAACGGUUCCAUCGCUUCCAUCGGCCCAGAUUCUACGACCUCGGUGCCCGAAUAGGAUUAAAACGAUUAUUAUAGGUCCCAGUGACUGUUUCAUCGAGAACUUUAUGCAUGACGCCACAGUUAGUUGUGACGUCUUGCUCCUGUUCGACAUUUAGUUGUAGAUAGAUUUCGUAUCAUCACCAUCGACAGAGCUAACAAAAGAGACGUCGCCACAGGAGUACUAUGCAGUAGUACAUGUACUGGGACUCUGGGACUCUCCUCUUGAAGGUAGUGUCCUUUUUGAUAGCUGCAGCGUGAGACGCUGUCGGAAGUUGGAUAAAUUCGGAAUAGUUAUUCCUUAAACGGUUCCAUCGCUUCCAUCGGCCCAGAUUCUACGACCUCGGUGCCCGAAUAGGAUUAAAACGAUUAUUAUAGGUCCCAGUGACUGUUUCAUCGAGAACUUUAUGCAUGACGCCACAGUUAGUUGUGACGUCUUGCUACUGUUCGACAUGUAGUCGUAUCAUCGGAUUUCGUAUCAUCACCGUUGACAGAGCUAACAAAAGAGACGUCGCCACAGGAGUACUAUGCAGUAGUACAUGUACUGGGACUCUGGGACUCUCCUCUUGAAGGUAGUGUCCUUUUUGAUAGCUGCAGCGUGAGACGCUGUCGGAAGUUGGAUAAAUUCGGAAUAGUUAUUCCUUAAACGGUUCCAUCGCUUCCUUCGGCCCAGAUUCUACGACCUCGGUGCCCGAAUAGGAUUAAAACGAUUAUUAUAAGUCCCAGUGACUGUUUCAUCGAGAACUUUAUGCAUGACGCCACAGUUAGUUGUGACGUCUUGCUCCUGUUCGACAUUUAGUUGUAGAUAGAUUUCGUAUCAUCACCAUCGACAGAGCUAACAAAAGAGACGUCGCCACAGGAGUACUAUGCAGUAGUACAUGUACUGGGACUCUGGGACUCUCCUCUUGAAGGUAGUGUCCUUUUUGAUAGCUGCAGCGUGAGACGCUGUCGGAAGUUGGAUAAAUUCGGAAUAGUUAUUCCUUAAACGGUUCCAUCGCUUCCAUCGGCCCAGAUUCUACGACCUCGGUGCCCGAAUAGGAUUAAAACGAUUAUUAUAGGUCCCAGUGACUGUUUCAUCGAGAACUUUAUGCAUGACGCCACAGUUAGUUGUGACGUCUUGCUCCUGUUCGACAUGUAGUUGUAGAUAGAUAUCGUAUCAUCACCGUGGACAGAGCUAACAAAAGAGACGUCGUCACAGGAGUACUAUGCAGUAGUACAUGUACUUGGACUCUGAGACACUCCUCUCGAAGGUAGUGUCGUUUUUUUAUAGCUGCAGCGUAAGACGUUGUCGGAAGUUGGAUAAAUAGCCACCGUUAGUUGUGACGUCUUGGUACGAUCGUCCCUAUUACUAGGUGACAUUUAGUCUUGCCGUGUGGAAAAUUGUAAACCAAUGUUUCGCACCAUACUCGUUGUAACUCGAUUGUAUGAAUCAUUUAUGUGCGAAUCAAUCAUGUGGGGCUUCUAAAUCAUGCCUAUCAAUCCGUAACUGUUUUGAUCUCUUUAGGUUCCGUUGAUUAAUGCCUAGUAAUACAAGAGAAAUGUUGAGCGAAUUCAAUAAAUCAUAACCUUUAAUAAUUGGACAUGCAAUUUUGGGUAAUAUAAUAAAAGAAUGUCGAAUGGAAUGAUUGUUCAACCGGAUAACGCAAUCAAUUGUUCUCCGAGAAUAAAGUGGUCCUCGGACCAUCAUACAAUAUUCAGAAACAGACAGAGGUCUUAACAGCUUGGCUGAUAGGACUUCAGUAUUGCUUACAGGGCUUACUGUAUCAAGAAGAGAACGGUCGCGAGGGAGGGUGGUACGCUUAGCAGAAGGGUGUGAAAACGUCUAACUUUACAUAUUUGUCUGAGAGACGAGUCGCCUAAUAGAAUCUGCACAUUCUUUCUUCAUCGGGGUUAUGUUGAAUAACGCCUCCACGAUGGAUUUAACGAUAAGGUACACUUAACUUAACUUAACACUUAACUGUUCGCGAUGUGUGCUUUGAGUCGUUAUCAUGCUGAAAGAUGUAAUGCUCUUCGCUUCCUAAUGUUUCUCGAGCGUAUGGCAACAUCUUACGACGAAGUAUUUUUCUGUACCCUUCCGAGUUCAGUGUCCCGUUGAUACGGAACAAAGGAACCGUGCACUUUAUUCCAGCAGCCGCUAUCCUUUGAAUAAUCAGGCUCUGAUACUCGGUACAAUGUUUACCUCGACCUAUUGUUUCACGUAGCGACUAACGCGCACAUCCUGGAUUGCCAAAUAACACUUAACUGUUCGCGAUGUGUGCUUUGAGUCGUUAUCAUGCUGAAAGAUGUAAUGCUCUUCGCUUCCGAAUGUUUCUCGAGCGUAUGGCAACAUCUUACGACUAAGUAUUUUUCUGUACCGUUCCGAGUUCAGUCGAGACAAUUCAUUCUCCAAUCGCUCGAUGAGUCUUUCCAUGGAAGCUCCCUUCACUGCUGUGACCGUGCCAACACCACUUUUACUAGCAGCACCGCUCGUGGCUGUGGUCUUCCCUUCCGUCGGCUUAGUCAACACUGCGAUCGGCUUCGCACCCACCGGUGGUCUGGUGCCGGUUGAACCCGACCUCGGGCGCAGGAUUCGAUUGGUAGACAUCGUGGAAGCCUUUUCGUUUUUUCACAAGUCGUUUCCGAUUUUUUCCCUCGUACUUUGACGAAAAACCGGAAAUUCGAGCAUUUUUGAGCUGCUCGAAACUCGUCGAAUCUAAUUCGUCGAAACUCGAACUUCCGGACGUCUUGCUACUGUUCAACAUAUAGUCGUAGACGGAUUUCGUAUCACCACUGUGGACAGAGCUAACAAAAGAGACGUCGCCACAGGAGUACUAUGCAGUAGUACAUGUACUGGGACUCUGGGACUCUCCUCUUGAAGGUAGUGUCCUUUUUGAUAGCUGCAGCGUGAGACGCUGUCGGAAGUUGGAUAAAUUCGGAAUAGUUAUUCCUUAAACGGUUCCAUCGCUUCCAUCGGCCCAGAUUCUACGACCUCGGUGCCCGAAUAGGAUUAAAACGAUUAUUAUAGGUCCCAGUGACUGUUUCAUCGAGAACUUUAUGCAUGACGCCACAGUUAGUUGUGACGUCUUGCUCCUGUUCGACAUGUAGUUGUAGAUAGAUUUCGUAUCAUCACCGUGGACAGAGCUAACAAAAGAGACGUCGUCACAGGAGUACUAUGCAGUAGUACAUGUACUUGGACUCUGAGACACUCCUCUCGAAGGUAGUGUCGUUUUUUUAUAGCUGCAGCGUAAGACGCUGUCGGAAGUUGGAUAAAUCGCCACCGUUAGUUGUGACGUCUUGGUACGAUCGUCCCUAUUACUAGGUGACAUUUAGUCUUGCCGUGUGGAAAAUUGUAAACCAAUGUUUCGCACCAUACUCGUUGUAACUCGAUUGUAUGAAUCAUUUAUGUGCGAAUCAAUCAUGUGGGGCUUCUAAAUCAUGCCUAUCAAUCCGUAACUGUUUUGAUCUCUUUAGGUUCCGUUGAUUAAUGCCUAGUAAUACAAGAGAAAUGUUGAGCGAAUUCAAUAAAUCAUAACCUUUAAUAAUUGGACAUGCAAUUUUGGGUAAUAUAAUAAAAGAAUGUCGAAUGGAAUGAUUGUUCAACCGGAUAACGCAAUCAAUUGUUCUCCGAGAAUAAAGUGGUCCUCGGACCAUCAUACAAUAUUCAGAAACAGACAGAGGUCUUAACAGCUUGGCUGAUAGGACUUCAGUAUUGCUUACAGGGCUUACUGUAUCAAGAAGAGAACGGUCGCGAGGGAGGGUGGUACGCUUAGCAGAAGGGUGUGAAAACGUCUAACUUUACAUAUUUGUCUGAGAGACGAGUCGCCUAAUAGAAUCUGCACAUUCUUUCUUCAUCGGGGUUAUGUUGAAUAACGCCUCCACGAUGGAUUUAACGAUAAGGUACACUUAACUUAACUUAACACUUAACUGUUCGCGAUGUGUGCUUUGAGUCGUUAUCAUGCUGAAAGAUGUAAUGCUCUUCGCUUCCUAAUGUUUCUCGAGCGUAUGGCAACAUCUUACGACGAAGUAUUUUUCUGUACCCUUCCGAGUUCAGUGUCCCGUUGAUACGGAACAAAGGAACCGUGCACUUUAUUCCAGCAGCCGCUAUCCUUUGAAUAAUCAGGCUCUGAUACUCGGUACAAUGUUUACCUCGACCUAUUGUUUCACGUAGCGACUAACGCGCACAUCCUGGAUUGCCAAAUAACACUUAACUGUUCGCGAUGUGUGCUUUGAGUCGUUAUCAUGCUGAAAGAUGUAAUGCUCUUCGCUUCCGAAUGUUUCUCGAGCGUAUGGCAACAUCUUACGACGAAGUAUUUUUCUGUACCGUUCCGAGUUCAGUCGAGACAAUUCAUUCUCCAAUCGCUCGAUGAGUCUUUCCAUGGAAGCUCCCUUCACUGCUGUGACCGUGCCAACACCACUUUUACUAGCAGCACCGCUCGUGGCUGUGGUCUUCCCUUCCGUCGGCUUAGUCAACACUGCGAUCGGCUUCGCACCCACCGGUGGUCUGGUGCCGGUUGAACCCGACCUCGGGCGCAGGAUUCGAUUGGUAGACAUCGUGGAAGCCUUUUCGUUUUUUCACAAGUCGUUUCCGAUUUUUUCCCUCGUACUUUGACGAAAAACCGGAAAUUCGAGCAUUUUCGAGCUGCUCGAAACUCGUCGAAUCUAAUUCGUCGAAACUCGAACUUCCGGACGUCUUGCUACUGUUCAACAUAUAGUCGUAGACGGAUUUCGUAUCACCACUGUGGACAGAGCUAACAAAAGAGACGUCGCCACAGGAGUACUAUGCAGUAGUACAUGUACUGGGACUCUGGGACUCUCCUCUUGAAGGUAGUGUCCUUUUUGAUAGCUGCAGCGUGAGACGCUGUCGGAAGUUGGAUAAAUUCGGAAUAGUUAUUCCUUAAACGGUUCCAUCGCUUCCAUCGGCCCAGAUUCUACGACCUCGGUGCCCGAAUAGGAUUAAAACGAUUAUUAUAGGUCCCAGUGACUGUUUCAUCGAGAACUUUAUGCAUGACGCCACAGUUAGUUGUGACGUCUUGCUCCUGUUCGACAUUUAGUUGUAGAUAGAUUUCGUAUCACCACUGUGGACAGAGCUAACAAAAGAGACGUCGCCACAGGAGUACUAUGCAGUAGUACAUGUACUGGGACUCUGGGACUCUCCUCUUGAAGGUAGUGUCCUUUUUGAUAGCUGCAGCGUGAGACGCUGUCGGAAGUUGGAUAAAUUCGGAAUAGUUAUUCCUUAAACGGUUCCAUCGCUUCCAUCGGCCCAGAUUCUACGACCUCGGUGCCCGAAUAGGAUUAAAACGAUUAUUAUAGGUCCCAGUGACUGUUUCAUCGAGAACUUUAUGCAUGACGCCACAGUUAGUUGUGACGUCUUGCUCCUGUUCGACAUGUAGUUGUAGAUAGAUUUCGUAUCAUCACCGUGGACAGAGCUAACAAAAGAGACGUCGUCACAGGAGUACUAUGCAGUAGUACAUGUACUUGGACUCUGAGACACUCCUCUCGAAGGUAGUGUCGUUUUUUUAUAGCUGCAGCGUAAGACGCUGUCGGAAGUUGGAUAAAUCGCCACCGUUAGUUGUGACGUCUUGGUACGAUCGUCCCUAUUACUAGGUGACAUUUAGUCUUGCCGUGUGGAAAAUUGUAAACCAAUGUUUCGCACCAUACUCGUUGUAACUCGAUUGUAUGAAUCAUUUAUGUGCGAAUCAAUCAUGUGGGGCUUCUAAAUCAUGCCUAUCAAUCCGUAACUGUUUUGAUCUCUUUAGGUUCCGUUGAUUAAUGCCUAGUAAUACAAGAGAAAUGUUGAGCGAAUUCAAUAAAUCAUAACCUUUAAUAAUUGGACAUGCAAUUUUGGGUAAUAUAAUAAAAGAAUGUCGAAUGGAAUGAUUGUUCAACCGGAUAACGCAAUCAAUUGUUCUCCGAUAAUAAAGUGGUCCUCGGACCAUCAUACAAUAUUCAGAAACAGACAGAGGUCUUAACAGCUUGGCUGAUAGGACUUCAGUAUUGCUUACAGGGCUUACUGUAUCAAGAAGAGAACGGUCGCGAGGGAGGGUGGUACGCUUAGCAGAAGGGUGUGAAAACGUCUAACUUUACAUAUUUGUCUGAGAGACGAGUCGCCUAAUAGAAUCUGCACAUUCUUUCUUCAUCGGGGUUAUGUUGAAUAACGCCUCCACGAUGGAUUUAACGAUAAGGUACACUUAACUUAACUUAACACUUAACUGUUCGCGAUGUGUGCUUUGAGUCGUUAUCAUGCUGAAAGAUGUAAUGCUCUUCGCUUCCUAAUGUUUCUCGAGCGUAUGGCAACAUCUUACGACGAAGUAUUUUUCUGUACCCUUCCGAGUUCAGUGUCCCGUUGAUACGGAACAAAGGAACCGUGCACUUUAUUCCAGCAGCCGCUAUCCUUUGAAUAAUCAGGCUCUGAUACUCGGUACAAUGUUUACCUCGACCUAUUGUUUCACGUAGCGACUAACGCGCACAUCCUGGAUUGCCAAAUAACACUUAACUGUUCGCGAUGUGUGCUUUGAGUCGUUAUCAUGCUGAAAGAUGUAAUGCUCUUCGCUUCCGAAUGUUUCUCGAGCGUAUGGCAACAUCUUACGACUAAGUAUUUUUCUGUACCCUUCCGGGUUCAGUGUCCCGUUUAUACGGGACCUCACACUACCUUGCACGUUUGCCGCACUCAAAAACAAUACAUAAACACAAUUUUUUUUCCUAUUUUUGUGUCCAGUAUGUGUAGUAUGUUAUUUGUUCUCGUAGCGCUCGGGCAACAGCUUCCCAGGCUACGUCGUAGUUUUUUUAUGUGAUUUCCAAAGCGUCGAUUACCGCGCGUGCGUUCUUAGUAAGUGACGCAGCAAGGUAAUGCAACUUGCCACAUCCGAUCAGCUGCUCUGACGAAUGGAUCAGUGACUGAAAUGCGAAGGCAAGCCAUGACAGUUUGGAUGAUGUUUAAGUAUCUGUGUUGGUCCAUGAUAUCUUUCAUCCAAAAGAUAGGACCGACACCGUCGGUAGCUUCUCCUCGUUGGAAAUUGUUCCAUUUGGUGUAAUCUACAUGAACCUCUUUAAAAGUUAUUCCACUUAGUGUAGUCAACGUGGUUAGCUACGGAUAUAUUUGAACAGUUGGAAGAACUGUGAUCCUCGGAUGUAUGUCCCUAUGUUAGAACAAGCCAUUUCACGGAUCGCGUCAAUCGGAGUAUCAGGAGCAAUACGGGAGAUAAAGACCCAAGUACGGGGUGGGCGUUCAGGAACGGUCGUAAUAUUAUUGCAGGACAACCCUGUACCCGAUGAAAGCAUAACGCGUGUAACGGUAUUGAUAGGCGAUGGGUCGGGAGAGCGAUCCAUCAAUCGACGUUUAGAAGGAUGCUCACCAGCAGCUUGAUGGGUGUGCUUAGAGGCGGCAACUGGAAUCGUGGUCGUUGAGUGCGUAGCAGGAAUCGCAAAAUGGUUAGCACUCGAUGUAGUAGUAUGCGGGGCAAGAUGAGAAUUGAGCUUGUUCAUUAGUGAGUUGAAGGAAGUGAGAAGCUCACGGUGCAUGAGAUCAAGCUCCUUGAUGCCAUGCUUAACUUCAUCAAGCGUUGUGAGUAGUGGAGCCUCAGGGUAGUUGCGUUCCAUUGAGUGAGAAGCAGUAAGUGAGUCGAUGAUAUCUUUCACGGAACGAAUUGACGAUGCUGAUUCCUGUUUCAUCAAAGCUAUCUCGUUUCUAAAACAAUCCAGUGAAGAGGAACAGUGACAGAACGACAGUCACAGAACGUGAGGUAUUGCGGAAAUCGGACUGCAACGAUUCCAACAGGUAGGCAGCGUCACGAGAAAGGCCGUGCGAGAAGCGUAAAGUGUCAACGGCCCGCAAACGCUGAGCACAAUCCGCGCAAGCCCAGAAUAAAUUUUGUGACUUCUUAAAAUCACGCAGGAGCGGGGUUGAAAGUCCAAUGCACUUAUCGUGGUAGUAGUGUUCGCAUAGACCGAAGCACGGAAUUGGAUCGUUGCUAAUAGCACCUUCACAUUUCUUACAGAUCACAGUCGCCAUCGCAAAAUAGCGCAAAGUUCAACUGCACAGUGAGGGGUCACAACAACCGCAGGCGGAGUACAAUGUUUAUAUGUUGAUGCUAUGAGUGACAAGUGACAAGUGGGGUGUGGGGUUAGAUGUGAUAUGCACUUUUAAUUGCCCGAACACUGUAUAUGUUUGUAAGAUGUUGUUAAUUCACAAGUUUAUUUCACUUUAGAACUGAUUGGUCAGAACUCGACUUUCUGUGUCAGAGGUCAAAACGCGACUUGUUGGUAUCGGGAUCAGAACGCUACUGUUCGGAUCAGAGUUCAGAACGCGACUGUUUGGUAUGGGGAUCAGAACGCUACUGAUCGGGUCAGAGUUCAGAACGCGACUGAUUAAGCUGAUAAGAAUUCUCUCGGUCAGCGCGUAGCGCUCUCUCGUUUAAGCAGCGCACGGCGACAACGAUUAAGUUCCCACUCUCUCUCUCCUUCUCUCUCUCGCGCGCACGUAUGCUAAACAGAAUACGGUUUCCUCAACAGACACAAUGAGGCUUUGCCGUUUGGAUAGCCUUGACUUAAGCUUGUCUGCUUUCGUCAUUUUUAGUGUUCACUGAGCAAAUACGGUUGCUUGAGAAAAAAAUCACUUUACUGUGUUAGUACAAACGCGCACUGCACGGUUAGUAAGAAUUAUUGAACAACACACAAGCCUUGAUGCGAAGUUUCGUGGAAUUGUAUGCGAUGCAAAUGGCAUGCACUAAACAAUGCGCUUUAAAUACCCUGGUUGUUAAGCACCUUUUAUACUCGGAGGAGGUACACAAAAUUUUGCGAAGCGCACACACGAUUAUUGAUUGUCUUGCGAAGCAUAUGCGUCGCGAGUUAGCGCACCAAGGAUAAUGCGCAUGGAACACACGAAUUGUGAACCGCCUUUUGCGUUCAAUAUGGCACAAGAGUUUUUUCGCAAGCACACACAUACACACUAUGUGCCGUUUGUGAAACGCUACGCGCCGUGAAACGCAGGCGAUUGUGCAGGCCAAUUCAUGACGUCAAUGUUGUGAUAAACAAACCAUUUUUUAACCGCUUUUGCGGUAUGUUUUGGACCAUUGUCAUGCAUGAAUUGGCAUUUCAAUGGCAUCUCCCACUCUGCAUGAGGCAGCAUGACAGUUUGGAUGAUGUUUAAGUAUCUGUGUUGGUCCAUGAUAUCUUUUAUCCAAAAGAUAGGGCCGACACCGUCGGUAGCUUCUCCUCGUUGGCAAUUGUUCCAUUUGGUAUAAUCUACAUGGACCUCUUUGAAAGAUAUUCCACUUAGUGUAGUCAACGUGGUUAGCUACGGAUAUAUUUUAACAGUUGGAAGAACUGUGAUUCUCGGAUGUAUUUUAUAUUUUGCUGUUUGGAAGGCAUCCAACUCAAAUGCUUGCAUUCCCAGAGGCACAUUCUUACAAUGAAUUAAAAUUUCAUUAGCUUCUCCUCGUUGGAAAUUGUUCCAUUUGGUGUAAUCUACGUGGACCUCUUUAAAAGUUAUUCCACUUUGUGUAGUCAACGUGGUUAGCUACGGAUAUAUUUUAACAGUUGGAAGAACUGUGAUCCUCGGAUGUAUUUUAUAUUUUGCUAUUUGGAAGUCAUCCAACUCAAAUGUUUGCAUUCUGAGAGGCACAUUCUAACAAUGUAUGUAAAGUUCUCUUUAUUGACGUGAAAUCUAUUCUACAAAGGUUGUACAUCGACUGAGCUUUGCUUCCCGAAUUCUUUAGUUUUUAUAGUUCAUCAUACCAUCAGGGUUGUCGAACCCAUUUUUCAAUUCACAUUUGGCCCUCCUGAUGUUUCUUCCGUCUCGGAAGUUCCUUCCUCUUCUCCCUCUUCUAACUCUGAAUCUAUGUCGUCUGUCUCUACCGCAAAUGCCCAAGGCUUCAUACAAUCAUCGCUAGACGUCGUUACGUUCGCACCCUCCGCGUUACCCACUUUCCUGACUUUGUACCGCCCAUUUCGAUUCACCUGAACUACCUCAUAAGGUCCGAUAUAUUCAUUCGCAAGUUUCCGUCACGCCACAAAUUGAGUCCUACGGAUAGCUACUAAGUCCCCUACACUAUAACCCCUUUCCGGUUUGCGCUUUUUAUCAUAUUGUUUUUUGUACUGUUGUUGAGCUUUUAUAAUCGCGUUUUUGGCCUCGAGUCUCAUUCUUUUCCUAUCUUCAUCAAAUUCCUCAUAUAACUCAUCAUUUAACAAUUCUAUUAAUUGAUCACUCGCCUUACUCCUCAUUUGUAUCCCAAACAUCAGCUGAAAUGAUGAUCGUCCCGUUGACGCGUGACUAUGUGCGUUAAUAGCCUGUUGAACUUUAUUUAUAUUUUUAAACCAUUUCGCGGGAUCGUCAGAUGAAAGCUUUGACAAAAUCGUUAGUACAAUUCGGUUAACCCUCUCCGCUUGCCCGUUGCCUCUUGGCACCCCAGUAGUACUCACGACAUGAUCGAUACCAUUUUUCUUCAGAUGCUCGCUGAAUAUCUGCGAUGUAAAUGCCGAACCCCGAUCACUGAUGACGCGCGCCGGGUUGCCGAAGAUCGAUGACCAUACCUCCAGCUUCCGCAACGUUUCCUCUCCGCUGGUCGUCUUUGUAGGGAAGAGCCAAAUGAAUUUCGAAAAUCCGUCCACUACCGUUAGCACGUACUUAUACUGCUUCGCUGUCGCGUCCAUUGGUCCGACGUGAUCCAUAUGCAGGGUAUGCAGUGGUGUAUCUCCUUUGUCGAUGCAGUUCAGGAAGCCCUCCUUGUGACCAAGCUUCUUGUUGAACAUAAUGCACUUCACACAACUAUUCACUACUUGCGCCACCUUUCGUUCGAGAUGAAGUAUCCAAUAUUUCUGUUUGAUGGCAUGUGUUGUACCUUUCACGGAGAAAUGACCAUCAUUAUGCGCGUCGUGAAUAAUCUCUUUCUCCAUACUUCGUAGAACUACAAGUAGUUCAUUUCCAUCACACACUUUGUAAAGCACUCCACUUUUCAUUACAAAAUCAUCGUAUGGUCCUUUAGAAAGCAUUUCCACGAUGGCUCUAAGCCCACAAUCGCGCUGUUGAGCAGUUUUAAUACGAUAGAUCGCUUCAUUCACAAUAUGUAACACUUCAUUCGGGUAUCUGCUUAAACAAUCUACGUGUUGCAGAUUACGCCCUGGACGAUGCUCGGCUACGUAAGAAAAGUCCUGCAGAAACAUGACCCAAGCCGACACUUCACGAGGCACAUCCCUUUUCUGCAAUGUUUGCUUAAAAGCAAUACAAUCUGUUACCAACUUAAAUUGUAUUCCCAAAAGAUAAUGCCUAAACUUUUUCACUGCCAGAUACACUGCUUAUGCUUCCAAUAUAUAACUGUGAAGCUUCGAUUCUCCCUCCGUGGUCUUCUUGCUCCAAAAGAAAACUGGAUGCAUCUUUCCACUAAAUUGCUGAAGUAGCACAGCUCCAAACCCGUUCUUGGACGCAUCCGUAUGCUCUGUAUAAGCUUCCCUAUUGUACAACACUAGGAUCGGUUCCUUCACCAACACUUCCUUCAACGCUCUAAAUGCACUAACUUCAGACUCACCCAUUUCAAAUUUCACAUCUUUACGUAACAAGUCGGUCAACGGUCUCGCUACCACAGAAUAUUGUUUAAUAAACUUUCGAAAAAAUCCUGUCAACCCUAGAAAUGAUUGCACCGCCUUCACAUCAGAAGGUUCUUUAAAUUUUGUUAUCGCUGCCACUUUCUCUUGCCCGGGUGAUAUGGUUCCAUUUUCCACAAAAUGACCAAGAAACGAGAUGGAAGUUUGUAAAAACUGACACUUCUUCCAUUUAAUAUGUAAUCCAUACUCCACCACUUUUUCAAACACUUUCUUCAUUUUCUCAAGGCAUUCUUCGGCUGUAACACCAUGCACUAUAAUAUCAUCCAUAUAGAGGUUCAUCACAUCACUAUUCAAAAGCGGUUGAAACACAUAGUUCACAUAACGUAUGAAAACAGCUGGCGAAUUGCCAAAACCAAACGGUGCACGUAAAAAUUCAUACAGCCCUGUUUUCGUCACAAACGCUGUGAAUUUACGGCUACUGGGCUCGAUAGGAACAUGAAAGAAACCAUUUUCUAAAUCCAUCACCGAAAAGUAUUUCGCACUCUGCAGCUUUUCUAACACUUCAUCUAUUACAGGCACUGGAAAAGCGUCUUUUAACACCAUGGUAUUCAAUUGCCGAUAAUCUAUACACAUUCUGCUAGAUCCGUCCUUUUUCUUAACCAGCACAACACGGCUAGCAUAAUCGGAGUUUGACGGCUGAAUAAUUCCUUUUUCCAACCACUCUGCCACCUGUUUGUUCACUAUUUCGUUUUCCAUAUCAGGCAAACGACUGGGAGUAUGCCCAAACGGUGUUGCUAUGUCAUUCAACGUUAUUUUUAACUGCACUGGACACUCUUUUAGAUUAUCACUGUUGGUCAAGCGAACGCUGUUUUUCUGCUGCAUUUCUACUACCAUUUCACUAACCACCUGUUUAAACUUCGGAUGCACCUGAUAGCUUUCACUUUCAUCUCUAAUAUUCUGAAUCCACGCAACGUCUAACUCACUAAAUUGUUUUGGUGCUAUCGUGAUCGCACUGUUGUUGAUCGUAAACUCCACCGUCUCCAAAAAAUCCAUGCCAAUGAUCAAUUGUGCGUUUAUUGCUCCCUCAGGCACAACAAUAAGUUGGAUUUCGUAUGUUAAGCCAUCUAUCACGAUGGGAACCUGGGUUUCUUUGAGACCAUUCCGCAAAUGUCCACCCAAACCUUUUAGUGUUCUCUCCGAAUUGGACCAAACCUUGCGAUUUGAUGGAAGUUCCUCAAACGCAUUACUUAUUAUUAGUGAAACUUCACUUCCCGUGUCCAACAAUGCUUCAAACUCCUUCGUCCAACUUUAUUUGGUUGGCCUAUUCCUGCAUCGAGUAAACAAACUCUAAAGCAGACUCUUCUUUUUUCUUACGUCGUGUUGACAACAACCGAUGGACGUCACUCGCCCGCAUUUUACGUCCAAACUCGUUGAUCAGUGCUUGGCGCAGCUUUUGGAACGUCGUCAUACCCACAAGAGUUCCUAGGAAACUACGAGCCACACCCGUAAGCUUCUUGCGACACAUUAUAAGUUUUUGUUCAGCACUCCAGCCUGCCAUUGUACUAAUUUCCUCGAAAUGUUUUAACCAUCGAUGAAUAUCUUGGGUGGAACCAGCACUGAACGCCUCAAUCCCUUCUUCAAUGUCCCUGAAGGAAUAUGGCUGUGUUCCCGGCUGUUCCCUUUCUGGUGUUGUUUCCGCAUCGGCAUAAGCUGCGGCAUCAGUUCGAUUAAGUGUUUCAUCUUGUGUUUGUUCAUCGUAUUCGACAAUACGAGUGGCCAGUUCUUUUUUGUUUCCACCUGUAGCUAUUCCCCGUUCCUCGCACUGUUUCACCAACCCCAGUUGGGUGUAUUCCUCGACCAAAGCCGCAACGGCUGCACUCGUAUCUGCGCAUCCGUGCUCAUCCCACUUCUGACACCAAAUGUAAAGUUCUUUUUAUUGACGUGAAAUCUAUUCUACAAAGGUUGUACAUCGACUGAGCUUUGCUUCCUGAAUUCUCUCGUUUUUAUAGUUCAUCAUACCAUCAGGGUUGUCGAACCCAUUUUUCAAUUCACAUGUAUGUAAAGUUUUUUAUUCGAUUUAAGACAAAUAACACUUAAUUGAUCAGUUCAGUUCACAACGUGUUACUCGCUUCGCGGUCCGAAUACAACUCCCCCAAGCUCCCGAUUUUAACGCUGCGCGUUCUCUCUCUCGCCACUUUUUUCUUAGUUCGCUCUCGUUCUCCUGAUCUCGCUACCGUUAUUUCUCUCUCCCUACCACUAGCGCUUUUCCUUUCUUACAUGUAUUAAAAUUUCAUUAGCUUCUCCUCGUUGAAAAUUAUUCCAUUUGGUGUAAUCUACGUGGACCUCUUUAAUAGUUAUUCCACUUCGUGUUGUCAACGUGGUUAGCUACGGAUAAUAUGCCUGAUCUGAUUUUGCCAAGCCUUAAUGCGAAACAUUUGCAUAACGCGUUUUAGUACGCAGUCUUGGAUGGCAUGCAAGUGGUCUUGUUCGAGGAAGACGUAAAGCAGCCUGAUGUCUCGAUUCGCUUUUUCUAGGAAACUUAAAAGUUCUUCAGGUCUUGCCAUAGUAUCAAAUCCCCAAACACCGGCAUGGUAAUACCGAUAUUUGGAAUCAAAUCUUGUAGAAAUGAUUUCAAGUUCUCCAUUGAGAUGGACGGACUCUCCCGGAAGCUCAUCUUCGAGGUAAUUAUUCCUACUAUCUUCCAAUGUUGCUGCAGAUUCUCCGGAAUGGGCACUGGCGAAGUCGAUUUCAUCGUUAAAGUCUCCGGAUCCUCCCAUUUGGCAGUUUUUCCAAUUUUGGUAGUCAACGUGGUUAGCUACGGAUAUAUUUUAAUAAUUGAAAAAAAUGUGAUCCUAGGAUGUAUUCUACAUCACUUUGUUGAACAUAUGCAACAAAAUGCAGGUAUUCCGAGUGGAAUUUAUUAACUAGGGAUUCAAAUUUCAUUAGCGUAUUAUGUGUUGUUUCACAGUACUUUACUUGUUUGAGAACACAUGUAACUUGCGCUGAUCGUAAACUGGCUCUAGCCGUCUGCGGGAGUUACGAUUGGGAAGAUCCUGACCUUUUAACCGGGAUAACCAAGAACGCGCUUCUUCCGUGCCACGUGCCGAACGUUAACGUGGAGAUACGCUAUUGGUCGGGCUGAAUCGUGGGAGAACCGCUGUUUCGAAUGUCGCGCUAAUCCGAAGGUAGACUCGUCGAUUCGGCCAGGAGGCUACCUUUGAAUAGACGGUUGUGUCGACAACCAGCCUCUUUUGAGCACUAGCAACAUGUCGCCAUUUUGAGUCCUGCGCACCUUGUCAACUUGAUCGACGACUGCUUUGAGAGAUUAAUCAUGAGUUAACUUCUUGAGUACUUUUGCUAGAUCAAUUUGUUUUCCUGCUUUCGAGCUUCCUUCGGAGCCCGACCCUUCCGUGUUUGAGGCACAAACCAGAGCCUCUUCUGCUGGCUCAAAUUUGUGUGCCGUUUGAACUUUAAGAUCUCGGGUUUUUCGCUGUUUGAAUUGAUUUUUCAGCUCACACCCAUCUCCUUUUACACGGCUUCCAUAAACUCCACCAUUUGAGCAAUCACUCCCCCAUGCAAGACUUUAAUCGCCAGAUUAUUUGCAUAGUGUUUGAAACGCUCGAGUUGGGUUUUGUGCGUCGCUUUUGGAGGUUCUCCAUCCUCCUGCGCUUUUGAGCUCUUUUUGAAGUUUUUUUUGAGCUUGGCGAUGCACUCAUCUAUGAGUCGCUCAUGUUCUUCGUCUUCCUUGUUCUUCUUGGACUUCGGUUUGAUUCUGUCUUCCAUUUAUAUUUGGUCCAAACUCCAAUCCGAUAUCCACGCUUGCCACCAUAGUCCCCUUGUUAAUGCCCUAUGGUUGACUUUGAAUCAGGGAGUUCUACGGGAGGGUUGGCUCACUACCCCCUUAUGUGGUAAUGAGCUCAGAGCCAGGCAGGGCUAAGCAGGGCCGAAGCUCACCUGCACCUAUAGUUGUCGGUUGGAUAGUCGGUUGGAUAGAACAUCAGCCUGAAUCAAGAAGAGAGCUAAAACGAAAAACAAGAAGGGUACUCCUGUUCUUCGAUUUUUUCCCUCGCUAUGCAACGGGCGGAGAUUUCGUUCGAAUUCGUUGACAAUACUGUUGAGCGUUUCGACACACUCCUUUUUUGGAGGCGGAAAUCUCGAACAGCGCAUCGCAAUAUGCUUUAAUAAGAAGGUAUUUGUUUUCAUAUCGUUCGGUAAGAAGUUUCCAGGCAACGGCGUAGUUAGAAGGUGUGAUAGGAAUGUUUUCCAUUGUACGCUUGGCUUCUUUUGUUACGGUGGUCUGCAAAUAUGUUAGCUUGUCGCUAUCGGAUAACUGGUCUGAUGUAUCGAUCAUGGAACAAAAUGCGUCACGAAAAGUUGGCCAAUCUUGAAUGGUUCUUUGGCUAUCAGAAUAAACGGUAGACCAUUUUUUAUUUGAUUGCCAAGAUUUAUUUUAACUUUGUCGAUGGUUUACAAAAUGUGAUACGUCUUUGAGAAGAGAAUAAAGUGAAAGAGAUCGCGUGUAGUGUUCGCAGGGUUUUUGGGUUUCUGGCCGAGUGUCCGGAAGUGUCUUGCGCUGCCUUGUGGUUUAUGUCAAGUUGACAUAUUCGCUUAAUCCGUGCGCGGUGUAUGUCACACUGACGUUUUAUGGUUAAUCCGUGUGCGGUCUAUACAAUCGGAGGUCAGCUCCGAACAGUGGUACGACACCGUGGUCGCCACAGUUCCAUCAAAACAGGGCAAUUUUAGUUCAGGAAGUUUUACACGGUUGGGUUUCACGCAUGGAUAUCGGGUUUUUCUCGAUCGGGAUCACUUUUUGUUAUUAGAAGGUUUGGAGUAAGAGCCAACAUACCUUGUUCUAUGUUUACAUUCAGCUCAAAAAUCCUGUCAUCUAAACUGCUAUAGCGCUCUUUUGCCAGCUUGUACUUAGUUUCAUUAGAUUCUUCAAAUAACACAGAAAACACGACUGCUGCUUCGGAAGAAAGUUCGUUUAAUCUUACCGCAAUCAGCUUGAGUGCUGCAACGUCCGUUUUCCUCUGAUUGUAGUUGGCCUUCAUGCGAUCCAAUUGUCGACAUAGGGGGAUCAAUUGGCGAUCAGCCCUUGCGAUGUCAUUGAGGAUAGGGAACACAUCUAAAACGAUGUCCUCGUUCUGGUUCGCUCCGUUCGCGUCUGGCUCUCCUGACGGUCUAGGCACAGCUCCUGCUCUCUUCACGGUCCAGGCAUAGCCGCCGGCGAACGAACUAGAGACAUUGUAACUGAUUAAAUAAGCACUAGUACUGUUUGUGUAACGUUGACUUUUUUGCCACUUGUUUGGCUACCUUGUGUGGGUGGACCAUUUUUUUAUUUGAUUCCCAAAAUGUUACAAUAUCUUUCCUUUCACAGUUUUCAAUUUGAAUCACGCGGUAUGCAAUUACGAGAGUAAAUCUAGUUUACUGGAAGUAAGUUUUCGUGUGUCUAGGUUGGUAACAUGCAAGUGCUCGAGCGUGUGCCUAUUGACGUGCGAUCGUGUGCUCGCAUUGGGUGCUCGAAUUAGGGUGCUCGAAUAAGGGUGCCCGACGGAUUUCAAUUGGCAGUUGAUGUCAGCUCCCAACUGUGGUAAGGCCAUGACAUGGUCGCCACACACUUUUUGUUCCGUGUGGGUUUUGUGUACCGGAAUGGCGAAGCGUUUUUGUUGUUUGCACUAAUACCCGGCCGGUUUGUUCUUGUAUGAAGCACACCUUGUUUAGCACACGGCCUUUUUCGUCCGGACCAUGAAUGACUUCUUGAUUGUCCGCAGGUCUGCAGACUUCAGUAUGCUCUACCAAAGUUCUGCUCGAGACGCACUUUCACUUGUUACGUGUCGUCUCAUACAUGCCCUGCAUGAAGAUUACAUGCAAUCUCUUUGGUUUAUGAUAAGUUAUACCCUGCAAAUCGGUUGUAGCACCCAAAUCAGUAAGUAAGUAAGUGAGUUAGUAAGUAAGUAAGUAAUUGAAAUCAAAACUAAAGGAAAACACGCAAAACUGUAAUACAACAAAACCGGUGUACACACGAACUCCAUAUGAAACAUUGCUUCUUCUUCUUCGCCGUGGCACAUGCGCGCGUGCGGCUAGAAUACUCCGCCUAUAUAACGCAAUGAGCAAUGUAACAUGUAGUAGUUAAUUGUACUAAGCGCAUUACUGUAGUGUAGCGAAUGCGGAGUAGCGUUUUGCGAUGAGACAGAAGCGAACAUUGUGCAAUAGGAUUUGAGAAGGAAGAGGGUAGGUGGUGGCCUCCCCCGAGGCCUGGUACACAAGUAUUACUUACAACACAGUUCAACAGUAGUUGCAGUAUAUAAAUGCGUGUGCAUCAUUAAAAAAAACCCAAUAUUAUCCAUUACAAAGCUAGUGUCCUGGUAAAAAGAAAUAUCUAAAAGCAAUACUAAAAUCGUUAUAAAUAUGCGACCUAGCGAAAUGAACUAAUAACAACAGGUCCAUGUAUAAUACAAAAAUAAAAAGGAACAGUAACAAUUCGAAUCCCAAGCGCAGUGAAUAAUGCAAUGCAAAUAGCGAUCUCAUGGCAUGAUGAGGUAUGAGAAUGGCAAUUAUAAAUCAAAGAGUUUUGUAGGAUGAAUGAGGCAGCUGCUGUACACGAUAAAGGGGGGCGGCGUUAGGGAGAUGUGUCAGGCACACGGAAAAAUGGUGGACGCGCUUCCAUUUAGUAUAGAUGCGUUAUGGGGAUAAUCCUAUCCACGAAUAGAUUGAAACGAAUGUUCUGCAGGAAACAAUAGGAAAAGAAGAAAACGAUGCAACAAAUACAAAUCUUCUUCAUAAUCCACAAAAGUGAGUGUGUACGGUAUAGAGAAAUGUAUUCUUUCGCCUUGUAGACGGGGUGUAGAAAUCAUAAUAACAAACUCUCUUCUCCCCCCUUUUACGCUUAACUCACCUGGAUUGACUCACCACGAAAGUUUUUGUGCUCUGACGAUGUUAAAAUUUGCGAGAACAAUAGUGAAUUGCUGUGAUUAUUGAAAAUUUGUAAAAAUAUUCUUUUUUUUUAAACAAACAAAACCUUACCCUCUACAUGAAUCAAAGCUUAAGUUAAUGAAUUCCGCUGACUGUGUACAAAUGCUCCCAGUGUAUGUAAAAGUAAAGGCUUUAUACUAGUAUGCGUACUCUCUAAAUCUUGUCAUUAUCCUGUGUCAACUUGUAAACAUCACGAAUCGAUUAUUACCAAAUCGGGUUUAGCUUAUUUAAUAAUGUAUUAUAGUUGAGUUUCCUGCUACAUUUUCUCUAGCAACGAUAACAACUACACAACCGCCAUAACACAGGUAGUACGCUCAUCCAGAGCAGGGAGAGAGCAAUUACUUAAACGGGUCAGAAUUGAUUAGGACGGCAACUUAUGUGCGAAUAAAACGUGUAAAGACUUAAUUUCACAACAAAAAAUAAGGAUUUCGUCGUGAAAUAUAAAGAAUUAAUUAUGAAUUGUGUAUGAAUCUGCAUGAGCAUCCCAACAGUUACGGGUAGUGGAUGAACAUAGGAUGGUUUCUUAUGCACCUGCAAAAGAUAAAAUGGAUAAAAUCAAGGUGCAUAACAAGUAAUAAAUAGCAGCACGAAAUGGAAUUUAGUCUUACAAAAAAAAGUUAAUUCAAACACAACACCCAAUCUGCAGUCCACGUUAAGUGUAUCUUUUCCAUCGUGCACACACGGCCGCUAAAACACUGGUUACUCACUGAUCCCGUACUAAUGAGAAAUGUUAAAUGUUAGCUGAAGCUGGUGAAGAGACAUCAAAACGGUUGCCUGAUAUUUUGUAAAUUGUAUUUUUUCCCUUUUUAAUUUUGCAAAGUAUGGUUGCAUGUAGAAGGAGAGGCAUAUUCUCAAUCCCUUAGGGCAAGUGUGUAAAGUAAACAGUAAAACCGAGACAUCACUGAUCAUUAAUCAAUAACUUACGUAGAGAAGCAACCCCCAGAACUCUCUGCAAAGCGAUAUGUAAUAGACUACCAACUUAAACUACCGCAAAAUAAAACUUAUAUAUUCUAUAAAGUU